Varanus komodoensis (Komodo dragon) is the source of this 441-nucleotide messenger RNA. RefSeq names its product pyroglutamylated RFamide peptide (gene QRFP). The record is from RefSeq and is a predicted model, not a curated record. Gene Ontology annotation, molecular function: orexigenic neuropeptide QRFP receptor binding. Lineage: Eukaryota; Metazoa; Chordata; Lepidosauria; Squamata; Varanidae. Bases 1 to 441 code for a protein of 146 amino acids. The transcript has a single exon.
AUGAAGAUUUCCUGCCCCUUCUCCUGCUGCCUAUUGCUGGGCUUUGGUGCCUGCUUCCCUCCAGGGGAAGGCUGUGAGCUGAGAUGCCCCGGAGGAGGAGAAUUCCAGGUGAUGGAGGAGCCGCCCAGCCCCCUGGGGGAGGCCGAAGGCCCAAAGCGGCGCCGUUCCCCCGAGGACCCCAACGGCCCUCUCUUCGGCAUAGCGCAGGGGCUGCAGAAAGGGUUCCGGAAGGAGCGGGCCGGCAUCCAGUUCCGCUUCGGGAGGCGGCCGGAUGGCCCACGAGACGAGAGCGAGGCAGCAAGCUUCCUACCCAGGCAGGAUGGGCAGAAACGGGGCACUACCUUGGGCAGCCUUGCGGAGGAGCUGAAUGGGUACAACCGGAAGAAGGGUGGGUUCAGCUUCCGCUUCGGGAGAGGAAGGAGAAGAGACACCUUCGUCUGA